Messenger RNA from Salvelinus sp. IW2-2015, 2452 nucleotides. Its product is annotated as thrombospondin-4-like. Gene Ontology annotation, biological process: cell adhesion. Gene Ontology annotation, cellular component: extracellular region. Gene Ontology annotation, molecular function: calcium ion binding. The record is from RefSeq and is a predicted model, not a curated record. Lineage: Eukaryota; Metazoa; Chordata; Actinopteri; Salmoniformes; Salmonidae.
CCCUGCUACAGGAGCCAUCCCUGAUUCUUCUUGAAGACAAAUUUGGAUAAAGGACCUGGUCGAACCGCACCAGACUUUACACAGUGGCACCGGACUUCAUAUACACUUACCUGUCUUUCGCUGUAGAGACGUCGAAGGGCAAAUGAGAACAUGCUGCGGAUUCUGGUGUUGGUGAUUUCGCUGAGUGUGAGCAGUGACCUUGUAGCUGGUCAGAGAGAUGGGGAAAUCAUUAAUCAGAUCAAGGGAACGAAUCAAGCCUUGGCGGAGAUUAUAGAACUGCUGAAGCAACAGAUCCAAUAUAUUGUUUUCCUGAAGAACACAGUGAUGAAGUGUAAAGCRUGUGGCAUGCAAGGUCCCCCUCGCACCUCCUGUGACCCUAACCUCUGCCACAUGGGGGUAAAGUGCAUUGAGACCGCCGGGGGCAUCAAGUGUGGCCCCUGCCCUGAGGGCAUGGAGGGCAAUGGUACCCACUGCACACAUGUGGAUGAGUGUGUCCUGAAGCCCUGCCACAUGGGUGUGCGCUGCAUCAACACCUCUCCAGGGUUCCGCUGUGGCCCCUGUCCCACUGGCUACACCAGCCCCCGGGUGCAGGGAAUAGGCCUCUCCUACGCCACUAACAACAAACAGGUCUGUAAGGACAUCAAUGAGUGCGAAGGACCCAAGAAUGGAGGUUGUAUGGAAAAUUCCAACUGUCUGAACACACCUGGCUCGUUUAAGUGUGGCCCCUGUAAGGCAGGCUAUGUGGGGGAUCAACGCAAGGGCUGUAAGCCUGAGAGAGCGUGUGGUAAUGGCCAGCCCAACCCCUGCCAUGCCAGCGGAGAGUGCAUUGUCCAACGAGAUGGGAAAAUAGAGUGUCAGUGUGGGGUGGGAUGGGCUGGCAAUGGUUACUUCUGCACCUCUGAUAUUGACAUUGAUGGCUUCCCUGAUGAGAAACUGGAAUGCACCGAGAGGAACUGUGCCAAGGAUAACUGUCUAACAGUACCCAACUCUGGCCAAGAGGAUGCAGACAAGGAUGGCAAAGGAGAUGCCUGUGAUGAGGAUGCAGAUGGCGAUGGWAUCCUAAAUACACAGGACAACUGUGUGCUGGUGCCAAAUGUCAACCAAAGAAAUGUGGACGAAGAUGACUUUGGAGACGCCUGUGACAACUGCCGUAUGAUCAAAAACAACGACCAGAAAGACACUGAUAUUGAUAGACUGGGUGACGAAUGUGACGAAGACAUUGAUGGCGACAGAAUCCCCAAUAAUCUGGACAACUGCAAAAGGGUUCCCAAUGCUAACCAGAAGGAUCGAGAUGGGGACAAAGUCGGAGAUGCUUGUGACAGUUGCCCCUAUGUUCAAAACCCUGACCAGUUGGAUAUGGACAACGAUUUGAUCGGAGACCCUUGUGACACCAAUAAGGACAGUGAUGGUGACGGUCACCAGGACUCUCAGGACAACUGCCCUGCGGUCAUCAACAGCUCCCAGCUGGACACGGACAAGGACGGUCUGGGGGACGAGUGUGACGACGAUGAUGAUGAUGAUGGUAUUCCUGACCUUCUGCCCCCAGGACCGGACAACUGUCGCCUUAUCCCCAACCCUCUGCAGGAGGACUCUGACGGUGAUGGUGUUGGGAAUGUGUGUGAGAACGACUUUGACAACGACACCAUCAUUGACAGCAUCGAUGUGUGCCCGGAGAACGCCGAGGUCACUCUCACAGACUUCAGGGCRUACCAGACAGUGGUGCUGGACCCAGAGGGAGACGCACAGAUAGACCCUAACUGGGUGGUGCUCAAUCAGGGAAGAGAGAUCGUCCAAACUAUGAACAGUGACCCUGGACUGGCUGUUGGUUACACAGCGUUCAACGGUGUUGACUUCGAAGGGACGUUCCAUGUGAAUACCGUAACGGACGACGACUAUGCAGGGUUCAUCUUUGGCUACCAGGACUCUUCCUCCUUCUACGUGGUGAUGUGGAAACAGGUUGAGCAAAUCUAUUGGCAGGCCAAUCCAUUCAGAGCUGUGGCAGAACCAGGGAUCCAACUGAAGGCUGUGAAGUCCAACACGGGACCAGGGGAGAAUCUACGCAACUCCCUGUGGCACACUGGGGACACCAGUGACCAGGUGAAGCUGCUGUGGAAAGACGUCCGCAACGUGGGCUGGAAGGACAAGACUUCCUACCGCUGGUUCUUGCAACACAGGCCCCAAGAUGGCUACAUCAGGUAGUGCGCUGCUAUCAGACACACCUCGUAGGCGUCUGAUGGCUUUUGGUGCAGUUUGCCAACGAGGACGUGACCUUCUCCUUUCAUAAUACAUUAAAGGCCCAGUGCAAUCAAAAAUGUGAUUUCCUAUAUUUUAUAUAUAGUUCCACACUAUGAGGCUGGAAUGAUACUGUGAAAAUUUAAAUAAUACCAUUUUAGUGUAAAAGCUUUUUGAAAAGACAGCCUGAAAUUUUAGCCUGUUUUAGUUGGAGUGAGUU